AUGAUUCAUCACCGAGUGAAGUUUGUGAGUCGAAUCACUUUGAUUCAGACUGUAAUGGCUGUGUUUUUUCUUUACCUUCUUUUCAUGACCCUUCAAGUCCCUCUCGUUUUCAAAACCGCCUUCCUUUACGCUUCUGACGGGACACUCAGCGACGCCUUACCCAGGCCUCUAUAUUUGGCGGAUUCCAUUCGGGUCGACCCGAGGAGGAUAAUGAGUGAGACCCGAAGAAUAUCGGGUGUUUUCUUCAACGACACUUUCUUCGAUGCCAUUGAUACCGCUGCCGACGAGUUCUCUGUGCUUCACAAGGCAGCGAAGCAGGCGUGGGUUGCUGGUAAGAAACUAUGGGAAGAGGUGGAGUCGGGUAAAAUCCGACCUGACCUGAAAAAAGGCAACACCACUGAACAACAGUGUCCAAAUUCGAUUGCUUUAUCGGAGUCCGAGUUCGGGGCUCGGAAUUGGGUCAUGGAGCUGCCGUGCGGGUUGACAUUGGGGUCCCACAUAACUGUGGUGGGGAAGCCGAGGUGGGCUCACCCGGAGCAAGACCAGAAAAUAGCUUUGGUGAAGGAAGGGGAGGAGGCAGUCAUGGUGUCGCAGUUCAUGAUGGAGCUGCAGGGAUUGAAGACCGUUGAUGGAGAGGACCCACCUAGGAUUUUGCAUUUCAAUCCCAGAUUGAAAGGUGAUUGGAGUGGGAAACCAGUGAUAGAGCAGAAUACUUGCUAUAGAAUGCAGUGGGGGAAUGCUUUGAGGUGUGAGGGCUGGAGUUCUAGAGCUGAUGAGGAAACUGUUGAUGGACUGGUGAAAUGUGAGAAGUGGCUUCGCGAUGAUGAUAGUAACUCAGAAGAUUCUAAGGCAACGUGGUGGUUGAACAGGCUGAUAGGGUGGAAAAAGAAGAUGUCAUACAACUGGCCCUAUCCUUUUGUAGAGGGCAAAAUGUUUGUUCUUACGCUGAGUGCUGGCUUGGAAGGUUAUCAUGUCAAUGUUGAUGGGAGACAUAUCACUUCUUUUCCAUAUCGCACUGGAUUUGUUCUUGAGGAUGCCACUGGACUAUAUUUGAAUGGGGAUGUCAAUGUACAGUCUGUAUUUGCUGCUUCUCUACCUGCUUCACAUCCAAGCUUUGCUCCACAGCAGCAUCUUGAGAUGUUUAAAAAGUGGCAAGCACCUCCUCUUCCUAGCGGGCAAGCAGAGCUCUUCAUUGGUGUCCUCUCUGCUGGCAACCAUUUUGCUGAGCGGAUGGCUGUGAGGAAAACCUGGAUGCAGCAUGAGUUGAUUAGAUCUUCAAAGAUUGUCGCUCGGUUUUUUGUAGCACUGCAUGGAAGAAAGGAAAUAAAUAUGGAGCUAAGAAAAGAAGCAGAGUAUUUUGGUGAUAUUGUUAUUGUUCCUUACAUGGAUAAUUAUGAACUUGUUGUCUUGAAGACUGUUGCCAUCUGUGAAUAUGGGGUACGUACAGUGGAUGCAAAGUAUAUCAUGAAGUGUGAUGAUGACACUUUCGUUAGGGUGGAUGCCGUGAUCAAGGAAGCGAAGAAAGUGCGGGGAGAUGGAAGCCUAUAUGUUGGAAACAUGAACUACUACCACAAGCCCUUGCGUAAUGGUAAAUGGGCUGUGACAUAUGAGGAAUGGCCAGAAGAAGAGUAUCCACCCUAUGCAAAUGGUCCAGGCUACAUCAUUUCAUGUGACAUUGCAGAUUUUAUUGUAGCUGAUUUUGAGAGUCACAAGUUGAGAUUGUUUAAGAUGGAAGAUGUGAGCAUGGGAAUGUGGGUGGAAAAGUUCAACAAUUCAAAACCCAUAGAAUACAUUCACAGCUUGAAGUUUUGCCAAUUUGGAUGCGUUGAAGAUUAUUACACUGCUCAUUAUCAGUCACCAAGGCAGAUGAUAUGCCUCUGGGACAAAUUGAAUCAAGGAAAGGCCCAGUGCUGCAAUAUGAGAUGA
Messenger RNA from Dovyalis caffra, 1926 nucleotides. Lineage: Eukaryota; Viridiplantae; Streptophyta; Magnoliopsida; Malpighiales; Salicaceae. The record is from the annotation of a GenBank genome assembly.